This is a messenger RNA of Spirometra erinaceieuropaei, 312 nucleotides long. NCBI's taxonomy places the organism in Eukaryota, Metazoa, Platyhelminthes, Cestoda, Diphyllobothriidea, Diphyllobothriidae. The record is from the annotation of a GenBank genome assembly.
AUGCCGACCGUGAUAAAGGCCCCAGGAUCCGCGUCGCCUACAGGACGGACGGCAAACUCCUCAACCACAGGCGGAUGCACUUCCAGUCGCGGGUAUCCACAAUUGCUUCUCUUUGCCGCCGCCCGCGACAACUUCUGGCUGAUUAUCAACACGGAGGAGACGGUGGUUAUGAAACGGCCGCCACCCAAUGCUGCCCGAAUUGCACCUCAAAUCAAUAUAAAUGACGCCCAAUUCCAAGCCAUGGACAACGUCACCUAUCUGGGCAGCACUUCUCCUCUCAGCAUCAGAACUGACGCUAAAGUUGCCCGAUGA